AUGGCUGAUGCAAGCAACGUUAAUGAUAAUGACGAUGUGGCUAGACAAGAAGCGUUCGAGAACAAAGUUACGGAAGUAGCGGAAGGGGUUAUGCAAGCCAAUCUUCCACGGUUGGCUCAAGAGGUAGAAAGCCGAGUUCUGGGGGUUGUGGAUGCUAUGAUGACCAGUAAGAUCGAGGAAUUGAAAGAACUAAUUGAGGGGUCUAGAAGUAAAGGUAAGGAACGACGAUGCACGUAUAAAGACUUUAUGGCGUGCAAUCCGGCAACGUAUGAUGGUAAAAUUGAUCCGAUCGCAUGCCAAAGAUGGAUUUCAAAUAUAGAAGCAGUGUUCAUUCGAAGUCGUUGUGAUAACGAAGAUAAGGUGAUGUUCGCCACCGGUCAACUCACUUUUCAGGCAAAAGAUUGGUGGGAUGCACACAGUAAAGAGAUAGGUGAAGAAAGGCUCCAAACAAUGACCUGGCAAGAGUUUAAGGAUCCUUUCAUGAAAUAUCACUGCCCUCAGUCCGCCGUUGAUAAGAUUCAAGAGGAUUUCUUACGCCUCCGACAGAAGAACGAGACGAUAAAUGAGAUAUCAAACACCUUCUUGGAUAAGAUGAAGUUUUGUGGAGAGUUUGUGCAAACUGAAAGGAUGAAGAUUAACCGCUUUUAUGGCGUAUUAAAGGCGGAAUUUAGGGAGUUCAUCACUCCCUCGAAGUGCGAGACUCUUGAUGAGCUCAUCAAUCUAGCGCGGGAUAGAGAAAUCGAGAUCAAGAGGCAAGAAGAGCGGGGAGAAAAGAGACCCAAUGAAAAAGGUGGGAAUUUGACCCCGACCAAAAAGGGGAAGUAUCAAGAGCAAGGAAGAAAGGAUAAGUCGAAGAGUGGUAUCACGCCGUGCAAGACUUGUGGAAAACUUCAUACGGGGGAAUGUUUGUUAGGCAAGAAAGGGUGUUACAAAUGCGGUAAGGAGGGACACUCAUCUUAUCAAUGUCCGAAUAGCCCAAAAACUUGCUUCAACUGUUUCGAAAAAGGGCACAUCAAAUCUGAGUGCCCGAAACUCCAGCAAGAGUCGAAGAAGGAAGAUAAGAAACAAGAAGGUUCUAGGGCCAAGCGUAGAAUGUUCCAAAUUACAUCCGAAGAAGCCAAGUCUCACCCGAAUGUGAUUUCAGGUAUCUUUUUACUAAACUCCAUACCGGUUUAUGUGCUAUUCGAUACUGGAGCUACUAUGUGUUACGCCCUAAAACGUAAUACCUUAAAAUGA
Helianthus annuus (common sunflower) is the source of this 1236-nucleotide messenger RNA. RefSeq lists its product as uncharacterized. The record is from RefSeq and is a predicted model, not a curated record. Gene Ontology annotation, molecular function: nucleic acid binding; zinc ion binding. The transcript has a single exon. The coding region runs from base 1 to 1236 and encodes 411 amino acids. NCBI's taxonomy places the organism in Eukaryota, Viridiplantae, Streptophyta, Magnoliopsida, Asterales, Asteraceae.